Messenger RNA from Ostertagia ostertagi, 660 nucleotides. The record is from the annotation of a GenBank genome assembly. Lineage: Eukaryota; Metazoa; Nematoda; Chromadorea; Rhabditida; Trichostrongylidae.
AUGAAAAUAGGCGUAAUCCAUGUUCCAGUAUUUUCAUUGCAUCUGUUCGUGUGGUCUUCUCUCCCAAAUAGCCAGUCAGUCUCGAUAGAUUGUAAAAGAAGCUUUGAAUCAUUGAAUGCCUUUUAUUUCCUCAACUGCCUUAGGGUAUUCGAUCGCGGUACCGCUACUGAUUUCAACUAUAUCGCAAUCACGUUGGCGGGACGAAACUUUAAGUUCAUUCGUAAAGCUUGCAAAGACGGAAAACUCUCACUGGCUUGUGGCUUGAGUGCUGGCAUGCAAUGUUUAAAAGCACUGGAGGAACUGCAUAAAGUGGGCUUCGUUCAUCGCUCGGUGAACCCUUCAACGUUUGCCAUAGGACGAGUGAUCAAUGGCGACCCGAAAGAUCUACGAAAUGUGUACAUUCUCGACUUUGGACUAGCUCAUCAGUACCGAGAAGCUGACGGCACACACAAACCCCCACGACAAAAACCAUCGAAAUACAUAGGGAAAGCAAGAUACGCUCCAAGGAAUGCCUACCUGAAUCGGGAACUGAGUCGAAUGGACGACUUGGAGAUGUGGUUGUAUGUGAUCGUAGAACUCGUCAAAGGAGCCGUUCCAUGGGUCCAUCAGAGAGUGAGUUACAGCUGCUACUACCAUUGUAACAACGACUUGAGAAUGUAG